GACUGUGUCGUCAUUACGAGGCUAAUCCAAAGCAUGAUAGCAAAAUGGUGGAUGUAAAUACUGCUUUUUGAAUUGAAAAUUGGAAGUCUUCACAAAUUAUCAACUGCAUGAAGGUGCUGGAUUAUUUAAAGAACCUAUAAUUUGCAAAUGGGAAGCUAUGGUUUGGUUAUAUUGCAGAAGAGGAUUUUUCAAUCUCUCAAGAAAACAUGUUAUUUGGAAGAGAAGUUUCAAAACUGGAACUGUGUGUCAUUGUAAUGACAGAAUAUCAUGGAGUCCUCAAGUAGAAAUGUAUGUCAGGAAAAUGGUCAACAGAUAUGAUCUGCUUAGUGAAAAGAUGAUAAAUGAUCUUGACCAGUCAGAAAUCAAGAAAACAUCAAAAGCUUUGCAGCAAUUAGCUCCUGUGAAGGAGCUGUAUCACACUCUCCUUUCUAAACGCAAGGAAUUGUUGGAGUUGUCAUCAGAAAUGAUUGAUGAUGAAGAAUUCUCGAAACUGGUAACUGAGGAGAUCCAAGACUACCGCAAUCAGAUAAACGAUGUGCAGCAAGAUCUUGUUUCUAUGUUGUCACCUAAAGAUACUGAUGACGAAAAUAGUGCAAUUUUAGAGGUUAGAGCCGGAACUGGUGGAAAAGAAGCAUCUCUUUUUGCAGCGGAAAUCUUUGCUAUGUAUCAAAAGUUUUCCUCGGGCCAGCGUUGGAACUUUGAUGUGUUGAGCCAUAGCGUCGGAGAGUCAGAGGGGAUUAAGGAUGCCUCAGCUAGUAUAUCAGGUGACAAUGUGUUUGGGUCACUAAAAUUCGAAAUUGGGGUGCAUCGCGUGCAAAGAAUCCCAGUUACAGAAUCUCAGGGUCGAGUUCACACAUCAACAAUAACUGUAGCUGUUUUACCACAGCCGAGCGAAAUCGAUAUUACUGUGAACCAAUCAGACCUCAGGAUUGAGACAUUUCGAUCGUCCGGCCCCGGCGGUCAGCACGUGAACAAAACGGACAGUGCUGUCCGAGUAAUUCAUAUUCCUAGCGGAUUGACUGUAUCAUGCCAGGAAGAUCGGUCGCAGAUAAAGAACAAGUUACAAGCUAUUACUCUUUUGCGAACGAAGCUCUAUGACAUCGAAAGACAGAAGGCUGAUAAACUUAGAAAAGAAACACGAAAGUUGCAGAUUGGCAGCGGAGAUAGAUCCGAACGGAUUCGGACUUAUAAUUUCCUUCAAGACAGGAUAACUGAUCACAGAGUGGGCGUGUCCCUGCAUGGCGUUCAGGAAUUUUUACAAGGUGGCGAAAAACUACUGAGCCUGAUCGAAGAGUUAAGGACUACGGAAAAAGUUUUAGCAUUUAAUAAACUAGUUAAUCUAGCUAAGAAUAUAUAAUUUUUCAAUUGAUGUGAUUUAAGCUUUGUUAAUUCAACAAUUAGCUGUUUUCUGCAUUCAAAUUUUAUUUGAAAUGUUUGAUGUGAAGUUUGGAAAGAGAGUGCUCCAUGUAUCUGUGCACAAAAUUAUAAUUCCCCAAUGGUUCCGUCUACUUUAUUCAAAGUUUAACAAAGAUACAAUUGGACCUUAUUUCGCAUGCUUUCUUGAAGCGAAGCGAAAUCUUUCAGACCAUUAUUACUGAUAAAACUUAGGACACAUGCUUUUUAGGGUGAAAGUCCUGCGUCAUAGACUGGGGACGAGUAACGUCAUCAUGACUUUCCUGGUUUUUGUCAUUUGGAUUUUGUGAUUGAAGGAUUAUUUCUUAAAUAAAUAUGACUGUGUUUUAGGCCUUAAGAUGUUUGUUAUUUAGAAUUUCCAAAUAUUCCUUUGUUUAUAUCCCUGUUUUCUUACAUUUCCAAGAAUUUCUGAGCAAUGUUUUAUUGUAAUCUGCUGGAUUGGUUGUUCUGCUUCCAUUAACACACUUGGUGAAUAUAAAGAACAUUUGAUAAUACCUGAAAAGCAAGGCCUACGGCACCGGAAGGCCGGGGUGGCCAUGGCCCUCUCCCCACUUGUUUGCGAAGCAAGUAGUGUUAGAGCUGCAGUGAAAGGGGAAAGAAGCUUUGGCCCCCUUCUUUUGCUGGCCUUGCCCCCCCCCCACUUUCAAAUUCGUGACGUGGGCCCUGAAAAGUCUUUUCCUCUGUAUGGUUAUUAAGUUUUGCCUAGUCAUAAAGUUCAUUCUUAACUAGUUUUAUUAAAACUGUUUGGCAUCCUACCAAGAUCAUGGUUUUCCUCAAGAAAGCUUUGUAAUUUCUAACGUUCACGAAUUGUCGAAGAUACCAAACUAUUGAAGUUUCCUCCUGUAAAAUUUUUACCUACCCUGGGUACCAGACUCAGUAAAUUUUACCUCGAUAACAAAUUUAAUUCUUCCCUAAGAAACCGAUUUCUGGCAGACUGCUAAUUUGUUUCUUACAGUUUAGUUUUGGGUUUUUAAUAUUGUCAAUACGUUUUUUCAUUGAAACGAGAUUUUAAAUUUAUUUUGCCAAGAGUAUUUGGGACACAUGAGGACCUACCUACAUUUUUAUCGGAAAAUAACAGGGGCAGCCGCGUGUCAUUCUUCUAAGCUCGAGUCAGAGACAAAAGACCACAAUGUUCUUCUUAGCGUCAUAUCUUGAAAAAACCAAAAGGUCAACAUAGCAUGCUCAUAUUGAACGGUUUGAGGAACAGUAAACUGAAGCAC
Molecule: messenger RNA, 2633 nt
Organism: Rhopilema esculentum
Lineage: Eukaryota; Metazoa; Cnidaria; Scyphozoa; Rhizostomeae; Rhizostomatidae
Biological process (GO): translational termination
Molecular function (GO): translation release factor activity
Source: RefSeq, a predicted model, not a curated record